Messenger RNA from Aspergillus melleus, 3294 nucleotides. RefSeq lists its product as uncharacterized. Gene Ontology annotation, molecular function: protein binding. Gene Ontology annotation, biological process: autophagy; response to starvation. Gene Ontology annotation, cellular component: cytoplasm. The transcript has 2 exons. Bases 1 to 3294 code for a protein of 1097 amino acids. NCBI's taxonomy places the organism in Eukaryota, Fungi, Ascomycota, Eurotiomycetes, Eurotiales, Aspergillaceae. The record is from RefSeq and is a predicted model, not a curated record.
AUGCCCCCGGUAGCUUCGGACGACUUUUUCCGCCAGCAAACCCAGGGCUUCAGUGAUCCCAGCCCCGUUACCGACGAUUUGCAACGAGCAACUCCAGAGAAUGAGCUUGGUGGAAAAAGCAAGAAAAAAGGGAAAAACGGGGCUAAGGCGAAAACAAAGGCCGCCAAAGCCGCCCCAAAGCCGCCUCCCGACGACUUGAUAGAGGCGUCCUCUCCGUCACCGCCGGAACCGUCUUCGUGUCCAGAUCCUCCCCUGGAGACUCAAGCCACCAAUAACAUAAGGUCGCCGGUGUUGGACGCGUUUGACGCCUUUGAGGAGACGCCUGAGAAUGAUAUUGCCUACCGAACGGAUAGUUGGGCAAAAGCCAUUCCUUUCGGGAAGAGCCCUCCCACGGACGUUAUUGACGGCGAACUAGCCAGUGGCUCUCCUGGAGGGUUCCUUCUCCAUCCCGACAAAGGUGGCUUCAGCAAUCCUUCCUCUGCAUCUCCUGGGACAAGGCCUCUGAGUUAUGGGACUGGUUAUAUAUCGUCCCGACAGGCAUCUGCGGACAGGCGUAAGAGCCACUCCGUCAGUAGCCCUUUCAAUAACCAGAUCCCCUUACCCCACUUGCCCCAGGCUCAUUUCUACGGUGCACCGGAGAUUGAUCUUCCCUUAUUUUCAGGCCAGAAUCGACCGCCAGCAGAGGCGUGUUAUUCGUUCUGUGCCUUCGAUAGAAUCUCCAGUCCGUCAUCCAAGACUUCGAGAAUGAGUAGCAAUGUGCUACUUGUCGGUGGUGACGGCUUCCUGGAGAUUCUAGCCAUCGAGAGUCGCACGACUCGUUCAGUAGGGAAAUUGGCGGGCCUGAAUGGUCGGGUGAUCGAAGCAAAAAUGCUGGUUAGCAGCUUCACGGAUGACUCGUUGGCACCGUCACGACCCCAUGUUGCCGUCACUAUCCACGGACCUUCUAGCUUAUCCGAUGAUGAAGGUCCUGCAUCCUCUACCGGCUCGGAAACAAACGAGAACCCCUCUAUCGCUGUUGGGCGGCAGCUCCCCGCUGAAUUGCGGCCAAGCAAAGACGAGGCAAGAUAUUAUCAAACUCGAGUUGAGGUGUACUCCUUGAGAAAUGGAGACCAUGUUGCUACUCUUUUCGCAGCCCAGCCGUCACCGUGCUUUGAAAACAUUCCUGGGCUCCCGGUAUUUGCGCCAGCGCCCGCCGGUAAUUUGAAACUUUUUGCCAGCGGACAUCACGUCAUCGUGGCUUCUGGCGUCAGUGGCGAGGUUUUCAUCUAUAGCAUGAACGGUUAUCGAUGUUUGGGGAAGACCUGGACCAGUAUCCAGUCCAAGGAGGCCCGGCGCUACUCCGCUUCGUCAACUUCGACGGACGCGGAUGGAUCGCGGAAUGACUCUCCUCAUGGGUUUGUUAACAAUGAUCACCCUGUCAUCGACCUGAAAGGGAGAUGGUUAGCCCUUGUUCCGCCAUCCUCGGCCUAUAGGGGAUCAAUCCGAGGGACGGUACCUGCUUCCCUCCUCCGUGGGAAAACGUUUGGUCUCGAAACUCGCAGCCCACCAUCAAGACCGGCAGUCUCUACUGCCACCGACGUUGGCGAGGGUGAGAGUUUCUUUGAUAAAAUGGCCCGCGGCGUUACACAAGAACUCGUGCGGGGCGCGCGAUGGAUGGGUGAUCAAGGUCUCCAAGCCUGGAAUAGCUACUGGAACAAAGACCAGGCCCCAAACCCAGCCCCGCGCCGCUCUCCUAAUAUGAUGGACUUUCCCCAGCAAGGAUACAGUCCUUUCCCGCCCACUCAUGCUCAGGAUACCCAAACUGCUGCAGCGACCGAGCCUGACUUGGUCUCGAUCAUGGAUCUGAAGAGGCUGGACGAGAGUGGCGAGACCAAGAACACCUCGCACACCCCGGUGGCCACAUUCCAAGUCCCGAAUGGCUGCAGCUUCCUCUCAUUCUCGCCAAACGGAUUGAUGCUGCUUACGGCCAGUAAAAAGGGCGAUGUUCAGUACGUCUGGGAUCUGAUGCAAGGAAAGCACUGUCGAGCAGGGGCGUUCCUAACCGAUGAUUCGGUGACUCCCAGUGCCAAUGUGCGCCAGAUCGCUCGAUUUGCGCGGUUGACCACCUCGUACAUCGUCGAUGUGAUCUGGUGUCCCCCAUCUGGGGACCGGCUGGCGAUCAUCACCCGCAAGGGGACUGUGCACGUGUUCGACCUGCCACGCAGUGCAUUUCAGUGGCCUCCGUUCCGGCGAGCUCGACCACCGCCCAGCAAAUCCCCCGCUGCGGAUCAGCCGGCAGACGAGUUAUCGGACCGGGCAAGCAGUGCCAAUCCUCUCUCAGCGGCAUUCAAACUCGUGGGCGGCAAGACCCAGCCCAUUCUCGCGGCGGUCAGGGGCCGCACUCCGUCGGCGGGCGCCGCUUUCCCAGCCGUAAGUGGAUUUGGCAUCCCUUCUGCUGCCGGUGUUCGGGGCGGGAAGGUUGUCGCCGCCGGACUUAGUAAAUCGGUGGGAGCGGCGACCGGGACGGUCAACACGCUUCGACAUGCCGGUGAAAAUCGCCUUCAUCUGUCGGGCCUGGCCCGCGAUCCUGCUGCCUCCCGGGUCAUCUGGGUGUCCCACAAAGGCCAGCCGUUCCUGGGCCUGGUGAACAGUGGCUCUUUCCGACUGUACCGAGUGCGGCGGUCUCUGUCUACCAACAAGAACCGGCAACUUCAGUCUGUCAUAGGGCCCAAGGAAAUCGAGAUUCGAUUGCCAACUAACCUGCAAACCCCCUGUAGCGCCAUGCCUGUUGGCACGGCCAAUGCCGAUAUGACGAUCCACGCGUCGUGGGCCUUGCCGUCGUCGACUCCACGGCCAGGUGCUGUUGCGUCCAAACUCAAGUGCCAGCCACUCUCCCAGGCGGAGAUCGAGACCAACGCACCGUACCAACCCUUUCACACUGAUCAGCGGGUGAACCUCUUUGUCUACUCGGAAACGAGCGAUGCCGACGAGGCGCAGACGUCGAUUCCCACGGGACAGUGGGUCUUUGGGGACAGCAUGCCGAUGUCCAAGCUCCAUGUGCGUCCGUUUAGCGCGGGUGGGGAUGACGAAGGCGACCACGACGAGGUUCUGCAUGGCCAGCACGCCGGGUUCGGCGGAGAAAUGGAGAAUCUGAUCAGUCUCGGCAAUAGUACGGGCCACGUCGAGGAGGUGGUCAUCACGACACGUCGCAAGAAGAAGAAUUCGUCUCCGUUCCCUUCGGCUGGUUCUGGUGGCGACGACGGAUUUUUCGAAGAUGACUGCGAAGUGUUGGAUUUUGCACAAGAUCGAGUUUAA